Messenger RNA from Engraulis encrasicolus (European anchovy), 1297 nucleotides. It is a transcript of the gene vbp1, whose product is annotated as von Hippel-Lindau binding protein 1. Bases 54 to 635 code for a protein of 193 amino acids. Lineage: Eukaryota; Metazoa; Chordata; Actinopteri; Clupeiformes; Engraulidae. Gene Ontology annotation, cellular component: prefoldin complex; cytoplasm. The record is from RefSeq and is a predicted model, not a curated record. Gene Ontology annotation, biological process: microtubule-based process; protein folding; tubulin complex assembly. Gene Ontology annotation, molecular function: tubulin binding. The transcript has 6 exons.
AAAGGGCGAGGAGAAGAAGGAGCAAGACGGAAGAGUCACAAGUCUUUCCUAAAAUGGCGACGACCAUAGAAAGUGGCAAUGCCGGAGAGGCAAAGAAAAAACAUCUUGGAAUUCCCGAGGCGAUAUUUGUGGAGGAUGUGGACUCCUUCAUGAAGAAGCCGGGUAAUGACACUGCAGACGCCGUGCUGAGGAAGCUUGACGAGCAGUACCAGAAAUACAAGUACAUGGAGCUCAAUCUGGUGCAGAAGAAACAGAGGUUGAAAAGCCAGAUUCCACAGAUCAAGCAGACAUUAGACAUCUUAAAACACAUGCAGAAGAAGAAGGAAACCACAGAGCCAAUGGACACCCACUUCCUGCUGGCAGACAAUGUUUACUGUAAGGCGUCAGUCCCUCCCACAGAUAAAGUCUGCUUGUGGCUCGGGGCGAAUGUAAUGCUUGAAUACGACAUUGACGAGGCGGAAGCUCUCCUAGAGAAGAAUCUCAGCACGGCCUCCAAGAACCUGGAGUCUGUAGAGGAAGACCUGGACUUCCUACGAGACCAAUUCACCACCACGGAAGUCAACAUGGCACGCGUCUACAACUGGGAUGUGAAGAGAAGAAGCCAAGAGAACGCUCUCAAGUCGUCGUCGUCUUAAACCCCGCCCCCUCCCGUUGUCACGCCAACGUCCUUGUCACCCUCAACUAACCUCCGAAACUUGCCCUCCCAAUACACCUAUCCACCCCCUAGUACUGUCGUUCAGUCCUUUGCAUACGCUCUCACUCUUCAUCUAACCUAAUCUAUUGAUUUUGUUACUUUUUAAAAGUAUUUUUUCAAGUAAAGACAAAAAAACGAGAGGUUUAAAUAGCAAUUUUUUGUAUCGUUAUUUUUUUUUUAUUAUCAGUUGUUAGUUCUUCUUUGAAUGACUCCAACUUCAUCACGCCACUCGUGUCCCGUCUUCUCUUAUCCCCCUUUUCUGCUCACCCGUUCCAUGCUUUCAACUUCCUCUACGUUUUUUUCUUUCUUCUCCCCAUGUCUAAGUUUCUGUGCUAGUCAGGGUAUGCCAUGACCACAUGACUUCCUGUUUGCCCCAAGGCAUGAUGGGACUUGUAGUUUUGGAGUCUGGUCAGCUGGCUGCGUUCAACCAGAUGAUAAACUACAGAAGUAACACCCGUUCCUGUUUGUCAGCCACUUUCUUGCGGUCUUCGAACAUCUCUCUGUCUCCUUUUUUUUCUCCUUUUCUCCUCUCGCUUGUCUCAUCUGUGUAUUUAUUUGUUCCACUGUAUUCAUUAAAUACUGAAUGAGAACUGAGGAAAAACA